UCGAAAAGAUCCUACCAAACUCAUGGCUUUUUUUUACCUCUUCAAAUAUUCUUAUUUAUAUUUUUGGAUAUUUCUAACCCAAGCUUCUUGUUUUUUUAUUUUAGAAAAAUAAAACUCAUGACUUGAAUACCGUAAAACAGGUUUCAUUUCAUACUCGUGAAUUAACUCGUUACAAGCUUCAUUGUUCCACUCCAUGGCUAAACAUAGAACUUAUCCAGAACUUAACCUGUUAGCAAGACUGGUGCAGAACAGAGCGCGUGUAAAGUAAUACAAUCGAAAAUUCGUCCAAACGGAUCAGUGAGUCGGGCAAUUAUGUAUUUAUGUCUUCGAGCAAUCCACAAAUAACCGACGACAAUCGGAUGGCUUUGACGCGUUCGCUGUGCGUCACGAGCAUUCGCGCGUGCUCGAGAUACCGUAAAUCGUAAUAAGCAUAGACCUGAUAAUAAAUUAUUAUUAUUAUUAUCAGGUCUAUGGUAAUAAGUAAUAACAAUGGGAAUUUGUGCGACGCACGGGCAAGCACAAAGCUUGAGCGUUGUGCGGGCUCUCCUACUCUCAUGUGGGCGUGCCUUAGACUACUAAAAUUAUAGAGAAGGCAUUAUGCACGAAUCAUUAAUAAUAUGAUACUAUUACACAUUUACACAUGACUAAAUAUUUAUUUAGUCGUGCUAUUACAGACUGUAAUAAUAUCAAGCUACGAACCAAGUGUGAGUUGAGUAACUGAGUAAGUGACACUAGAAAAUUAGUACCUACCUAUCCUACCUUAUACAUAUCUAGUUUUCAUUAUGAAGUACCCAAUAGUAAUAAAUAGGUACUGUUACAAACUUUUUAUUGAAAUAAACUCAUAAUUUUCAGUAACUAAAAAAAAUUCAGGGGCUCUCCAGAAUAUUCCUGUGGAUAGUAUGAGUAAUGUUCAAAAUUCCAAUGGACAAUCUCCGAUUGUACCGUUUUCUCCUAUGGAAAAGUCUACUCUUACAGAAUCUUUGCAACAAGUACCAGUGGUGUUACAAUUUCAGCAACCAUCAACUACUUCAUUUCAAAUCCUAGAAUUUUCUAAACAUAAUAAUGGAAGAAAAAAUACAUUCUGUAAUGAGUCCCAAUCACAAGUCAAUAAACUGGCAUGUGAAAGUACUUUAGUACCCGCAAAAGCCAUAGAAUAUCAUAAAGCUCAGAAUUUCAACAGAAGCGUUCAAUCACUUUUGAAUAAAAUAACUUUAAAUAAUAUGCCUUUAAUAAUUGAGUGUUUUAAGGCAUUGCCAAUUGACACUAUUGAGCAUCUGGAGAAAACUGCUGAUUUCAUUUUUGAAAAGGCAAUAAAUGAACAAAGUUUGACUCCUGUGUAUUCAUUUUUAUGUUCAGCUAUGCAAUCAGUAGUAGUUGGUUAUAAAGAUGGUAAAACAGCAUCUUUUAAGAAGUUAAUAAUAAGUAAAUGCCAAAGACUAUUUGAAUUAGACAGGGCUAAAGAAAUGGAUUCCGAUAGAAAACUUACUGAAAUCAAUUUGUGCAAAGAUCCAGAAAAGAAGAAGGAACUUCAACUUGAAUUUGAAGAAAAUGAAAGAAGAUUACUCAAACGUUCUAUAGGAAAUUGCCGAUUUAUUGGUGAAUUAUAUAAACAAAAAAUACUUACCCCAAAUAUUAUAUUGUACUGCAUUGUGAAUUUGGUAAAAAACCAUGAUGAAGUAUCACUUGAGUGUUCAUGCAAUUUGUUGAAGACUGCUGGUGAAGAAUUGGAACAAUGUUACUGUUUAAAUGAUACUUUUGAUAAACUGAAAGCUUUAACAUCCAGAGGCAUGAAAUCCAAGAUUCCACCUAGAAUAAAGUUCAUGAUACAGGAUGUCAUCGAGUUACGUAGAGGUAAAUGGAUAUCUGAAAAGAAAGAUCAUCAUCCUGGCUGUAACAAAUUCAAGGGUGGUGAAUACAAAAAAUGCUGUAGAAAUGAUAAUAACUGGAAUGUUGGUCCAAACAAUACUAAGUAUAAGCAACAAAAUUACACUAUUGAUCCACCUAAGGUUUUAAGGCUACAAAAUGUCAAGAAAAUUACAAAUGUGACAACCUUAGAUCCAGCCAAAUGGUCAUUUAACGAGAGUAAAAACAUGAACUAUAAUAUCAGUUACUUAAAUACAGUUCUUAAUAAUAAUAAAAGAUCAAAUUAUCCACACAUUUCACAGCCUGGCGGAACUGUUAAAGAACCAGUGCCAGGAUUGAUCACUAAUUACUUAAACUCAGAAGUAGUUGGUAAAAUUAAUAUCAAAUGUAAAAACAUCCUUUACGAAUAUGAGCAAAUGCAAAAUGUUGAUAAUAUAAUAUAUUCAUUAUCAGAAGAUAAAUCUUUAGUGUUCAUCACAAGGCAUUAUGAGUUUGUGAAAUCACUGUGUCUGUCAGUUAUAACUUCAGACAUUAAUCCUAUUACUCGAACAACAUUGGCAGGAACCAUUUUGGCAGAACUUUUAUCUAAAAAAAUCCUGUCUAUGAAGGUUAUCACUUUAGGAAUUGAUGCUGUCCUUAAAGAUUGGGAUGAUUAUUUGAUGGAUUACCCUCUUUUUUUCUCUUAUAUUGCUGCCAUUAUUGCUCCGUUAUUAUUAUCACAGAAUGCUUCCUUCGAUUUCAACAAUUUAAAAGAUUCUUGUACAUCUAUACGACCAGACAAUUCUAGUAUAUUUUUUACCGAAGUAUUAAAUGAAAUUCAUAAUUUCAAGGAAACACAGAACAUUAAAGAACAACUAGGUGGUAUAUUGUGGAUUUACAAUAAGUGGAUUACGUCAGAAAAUGUUUCUCUUGAACUUUUUAUGUCCAAUAACCAAAUAAAUAAAUAUUUAAAUAAAGUUCAAGUUGGAGUAUUCCUUUUAUCUAUUGCCAUUUAUGAUAAAAUAAUGUUGACUGACAAUAAACUACCGUAUGUUUUUUUGCAGAGCUGGAUAUAUACCAAUUUCGGUGAAGAAAUAAUAAAAAGCCUUUUGUUUGUGCAAGCAUUAACUAUAGCUAUUGUCAUUGUAUGUGUGAAGUUGAAUCUCCCAUACGAAGAUUUCUUUGAUCAUGCUCAUGUGGAAUUGUUGAGACGUUGUAUUGAAUUUGAACCACUCUCAGGACAUGAAAUCCAGGCACGAGAAGUACAAUGUAUGCACGGCAUUCAAAUAAUGUCUGCUACUCUUAAACAUCCUAGAGGAAUGGUAUUGAAACUGUUCAAUAAGCUCUAUCAUCAUAGAAUUAUAAGUAAAGAAUCAUUUGAACUAUUCAUUCAAGAAUAUGAAGAAUUAGCUGGAAAAUACUAAAUACACUGUGUAUUUUCAUCAACCAUCACAAAAUAUUCUGUUUUUUAAUUAAAUUUUUUUUAGAUAUUA
Myzus persicae (green peach aphid) is the source of this 3335-nucleotide messenger RNA. RefSeq names its product eukaryotic translation initiation factor 4 gamma-like. Lineage: Eukaryota; Metazoa; Arthropoda; Insecta; Hemiptera; Aphididae. Gene Ontology annotation, molecular function: translation initiation factor activity; mRNA binding; protein binding. The transcript has 19 exons. Bases 900 to 3266 code for a protein of 788 amino acids. The record is from RefSeq and is a predicted model, not a curated record. Gene Ontology annotation, cellular component: eukaryotic translation initiation factor 4F complex.